AUGCGCGAGUCGUUUGGUGUCUUUUCUUGGGCGACAGCAUCCGUUGCGGUCACUCGUCCGUCGGCAGCAGUUGUGGGUGCCGUUUUGCUCGUUUGCUGUCGAAAAGUUUGGUUCGCAAGGCGGCGUUCGUUCUUUGGUUCGCAAGAAGGCGUUCGUUUUUUUGGUUCGCAAGAAGGCUUUCGUUUUUUGGUUCGCAAGGCGGUGUUCGUUUUUUGGUUCGCAAGGCGGCGUUCGUUUUUUUGGUUCGCAAGAAGGCGUUCGUCUUUUGUGUCACAAGAAGUUCCGGUUUCUAUCAAUGGGAAUCAUUCAGUGUUUCUCUUCUGUCUGGCACUCUCUGUUUCUUUUCCAAUUUCUCUCUCUACCUUUAUCUAUCUAUCUAUCUAUCUAUCUAUAUAUAUAUAUAUAUAUAUAUAUAUAUAUAAUCUAAUUAUUUGUCUUUUACAUAUACUUCUCUUUGUAUCUAUCUAUCUAUCUAUCUAUCUAUCUAUCUAUCUAUCUAUCUAUCUAUCUAUCUAUCUAUCUCAGCCUGUUCGUAUCUAUCUAUCUAUCUAUCUAUCUAUCUAUAUAACAUUUCUCAGCCUGUUUCUAUCUAUCUAUCUAUCUAUCUUAGCCUGUUCGUAUCUAUCUAUCUAUCUAUCUAUCUAUCUAUCUAUCUUAGCCUGUUUGUAUCUAUCUAUCUAUCUAUCUAUCUAUCUAUUCUAUCUAUCUAUCUCCCUUAGCCUUUUCGUAUCUAUCUAUCUAUCUAUCUAUCUAUCUAUCUAUCUAUGUCCGUUCGUAUCUAUAUAUCUAUUUAUCUAUCUAUGUAUCUAUCUAUCUCCCUUAGCCUUUUGUAUCGUAUCUAUCUAUCUAUCUAUCUAUCUAUCUAUCUAUCUAUCUAUCUAUCUAUCUAUCUCUGUCUGUUCGUAUCUAUAUAUCUAUUUAUCUAUCUAUUUAUCUAUCUAUCUGAGCCUGUUCGUAUCUAUCUAUCUAUCUAUCUAUCUAUCUAUCUAUCUAUCUAUCUAUCUAUCUCAGCCUGUUCGUAUCUAUCUAUCUAUCUAUCUAUCUAUCUAUCUAUCUAUCUAUCUAUCUAUCUGCUUCUUUCUUACUUACCGCCUCUGUUUAUUACAACUCUUCUUUCUCUUUUACUUUUGUUUCUUUCCUUCCCAUCCCGUUAACCCUAUCUCAGCCUGUUCGUAUCUAUCUAUCUAUCUAUCUAUCUAUCUAUCUAUCUAUCUAUCUAUCUAUCUUGUAUCAGUAUCUAUCUAUCUAUCUAUCUAUCUAUCUAAUUAUUUGUCUUUUUACAUAUACUUCUCUAUCUAUCUAUCUCAGCCUUCAGUCUUUAAUUCAUUCUUUAUUCUUCUUUCCUUCUUCCCUUCCUUCCUCAAACGUUUCUUUUAUUUCAUUUCUUUCGCUUCCUUCUUUCAUUCCAUUCCAUCUUUGUCAUUCUUUAAUUCAUUUCUUUCUUCCUUCCUUCCUUCCUUCCUUCCUUCCUUCCUUCCUUCCUUCCCCUUCCUUCCUUUCCUUUUCCUUUUCUUUCCCUUCCUUCCUUCCUUCCUUUCCAUCCUUCCUUUUCUUCCUUCCUUCCUUCCUUUCUUCCUUCCUUUUUCCUCCUUUUCCUUCCUUUUUCCUUCCCUCCUUCCUUCCUUUCUUUCCUUCCUUCCUUUCUUUUCCUUCCUUCUUCCUUUUUCCUUCCUUCCCUUCCUUCCUUCCUUUUCCUUCCUUCCUUCCUUCCUUCCUUCCUUUUUCCUUUUUCCUUCCUUCCUCCCUUCUUUUCUUUUCCUUCCUUCCUUCCUUCCUUUUUUCCUUCCUUCCUUUUCCUUCCUUCCUUCCAUUUCCUUCCUUCCUUCCUUCUUCCUUCCUUCCUUUUUCCUUCCUUCCUUCCUUUUUUUUUUUUUCCUUCCUUCCUUCCUCCUUUUCUUUUCUUUUUUUUUUUUCCUUCCCACCUUUUCCAUUUUCCUUUUCCUUUCUUUUCUUCCUUUCCUUCCUUCCUUUUCUUUUUUCUUUUUUAUAUUCUUUUUUUUUUUUUUUUCUUUCCGUUCUUUUUUCUUUCUUCUUUUUCUUUUCUUCCUUCCUUCCUUCAUUUUUUCCAUUAUACUUUCCUUCUUUCUUUCUUUUUUUCCUUCCUUUCUUUCUUUUUUUCUUUUUCUUUUCCAUUUUUUUUCCAAUUCUUUUUCCUUCUUUCCUUUUCGUUCUUUUCCUUUUUCCUUUCUUUCUCUUUCUUUUUUUCCUUCCAUCUCUUCUUUCCUUUCUUUUUUUAUUUUUUUUUUUUUUUUUUUUUUUUUUUUUUUUUUUUUAAAAGAAUCCUUCUUUUUUCCUUUUUCCAUUUUUCUUUUCUUUCUUUCUUUCUUUUUUUUCUUUCCCACCCUUACAGCAUUUGGUAUACUAACCAGGCCCGAUUUAUUUUUCUUUCUUUGGUCAGAAACCCUAUCUAUCAUAUCUAUCUAUCUAUCUAUCUAUCUAUCUAUCUAUCUUCUAUAUCACUUUCUUUCAAAUCUAUUCUAUCUAUCUAUCUAUCUAUCUAUCUAUAUAUAUAUAUAA
Acanthosepion pharaonis is the source of this 2517-nucleotide messenger RNA. The record is from the annotation of a GenBank genome assembly. NCBI's taxonomy places the organism in Eukaryota, Metazoa, Mollusca, Cephalopoda, Sepiida, Sepiidae.